Dictyostelium discoideum AX4 is the source of this 1467-nucleotide messenger RNA. RefSeq names its product BTB/POZ domain-containing protein (gene kctd9). Lineage: Eukaryota; Evosea; Eumycetozoa; Dictyosteliales; Dictyosteliaceae. The record is from RefSeq and is a predicted model, not a curated record. Bases 1 to 1467 code for a protein of 488 amino acids. Gene Ontology annotation, biological process: intracellular signal transduction; protein homooligomerization. The transcript has a single exon.
AUGUUAUCCUCAAUGACAGAUAUUAGAAAAAGAGUAACAGUAUUUCAAAAUGGUAAAAGAGUUGGGGGUAAAGCUAUAAGUUUACCAAAGAAAUGGUCAGAAUUUUUAAAGAUUGUAUCAAAGAAAUUAAAUAUACCAGCCUCAAGAAUCUAUAAUGAAGAUGGUGGAGAAAUCGAUGAAAUUGAAUCAAUAGUUGCAAAAGAGAUAUUAUAUGCAAGUUGUGGUGAACAUUUUAUACAUAUACCAAAGGAUAUUGGAUAUUUUGGCCAACCAACAAUACCUAAUCCUUAUCUUAUUGGACCAUCCCCACCACCAAAUAUUUUCCCAUUUCAUAAUGGUGGCGGUAGUGGUGGUAUUGAUAUUGUACCAUCAGGUUCAUCAUCUACUAAUAGCACAACUACAACUACAACUACAACAUCAUCAUCAUCAUCAUCAUCAAAUACAACAACAUCACCAAACAAUCUUUUAACAUCACCAUCAAUAGUAAAUACUGGUGUUGGUGGUGGUGGUGUAAAUCAUAAUAUGAUACAAUUACUUGGUGGUAAUGGUUGUAUCACUGGUUUAAGUAGUUGUGGAGCAAUAAUAAAUAAUAAUGAAUGGAUUAGUUUAAAUGUUGGUGGUCGUAUAUUCUCAACUACUAGAUCCACAAUUAUUAGAGAUAAAGAUAGUAUGUUGGCAAAGAUGUUUAGUGAAAGUUGGGAUUCAGCAAAGGAUAUCAAUGGUGCCUAUUUGAUUGAUAGAUCACCCGAUUAUUUCACACCAAUAUUAAACUAUUUAAGAUGUGGUACUAUAGUUAUCGAUGAAUCGCUCAAUGUCGAAGGUGUAUACCAAGAGGCAAGAUUCUUUAAUAUCACUGGUAUGUUGGAUAAAUUGGCAUCAUUGGUUGAAAGAAAAUCAAGAUCGACAGAUGUAUUCACUAGAAAAGAUGUGAUUUCAAUUCUCUUAACUUCAAGUUCAAAUUCAAGUUUAAGAUGUCAAGGUUUAAAUUUAGCGGGUGUGGAUCUAUCAAAAUUGGAUUUAAGAAAUAUUAAUUUCAAAAUGACCAAUUUCAAAGAAACCAAUCUUUCAAAAUGUAAUCUAGAUAAUGCCCUCCUACAGGAGGCUGAUCUAUCAGGUGCAAAUUUAACAGGUGCAAGUUUAAGAGGUUCAAAUUUAACAGGUGCAAAUCUAGAGGAUUGUAUAUUAAAAGGUGCAAACUUUGAAGAUAGAGGUGGUCAAAGAGCAACCCUCGAAAAUGUAAACUUUAAAAAUGCUUCACUCGAAGAAGCAAACUUUAGUGGUGCAAACCUUAGAGUUUGUAAUUUUAAAAGUGCAAACUUGGAAAAUUGUAAUUUUCGUGGUGCUGAUUUAGCUGGUGCAAAUUUAGAAAAAUGUAAUUUUAGAGGAGCAAACCUUCAUAAAGCAAAUUUAAUUGGUGUAAAUUUAAAAGGUGCAAAUUUCGAUAUUAGAACUGUUAGUUCAAGAUAA